CCUAGACCUGGCCCAUCGCCUUCUUCACUCGGAACUCGAACCUGAGACUCCGACGAGUAGUGUUGUUCUCUUCGAAACUUGCAUUUCAGAACCGGCCAAAUUCCUUCGACUCCAGAGGUGAUGAUGGAAGCGAAUCUAGAGAAGGUGACGAUGAAUCAAGAGGACGACGAGUUGGAGUCCAAGGAGAGUGUGCUUCAAAAGUACUUCCUCCAAGAAUGGAACAUCGUCAAGUCACUCCUCGACGACAUCGUUUCCAAUUCCCGCGUCUCCGACCCUUCCUCUGUCCACAGAAUCAGAUCCAUUUUGGACAAGUAUCAGGAGCAAGGCCAACUUCUAGAACCCUACCUUGAAACCAUAGUUUGUCCUCUGAUGAACAUUCUUCGCUCACGAACACUUGAACUCGGGGUAGCUUCUGAUGAAAUUCUUGAAAUAAUCAAACCUAUAUGCAUAAUUGUAUAUACGUUAGUCACGGUUUGUGGCUACAAAUCUGUAAUCAAGUUCUUUCCACAUCAAGUUUCCGAUCUCGAACUCGCCGUGUCUCUUUUGGAGAAGUGUCACCACACAAAUUCAGGGACUUCGUUAAGGCAGGAAAGCACGGGAGAGAUGGAAGCUAAAUGCGUGACUCUGUUGUGGCUCUAUAUACUUGUGUUGGUUCCUUUUGACAUUUCCACUGUUGACACCAGCAUUGCGAACAAUGACAAUUUGACUGAGUUUGAGCUCAGUCCUCUUGUGUUGAGAAUUAUAGGGUUUUGUAAGGAUUACCUCUCGACUGCUGGGCCAAUGCGGACUAUGGCUGGACUAGUCCUCUCGAGGCUACUUACUCGUCCGGAUAUGCCUAAAGCUUUUACCAGCUUUGUAGAGUGGACACAUACGGUCAUGUCCUCUGUAACAGAAGAUUUACUCCAUCAUUUCCAGUUACUUGGGGUUGUUGAAGCACUGGCUGCUAUUUUCAAGGCAGGUAGUCGGAAUCUCUUGCUUGAUGCAAUUCCUGUUGUUUGGAAUAACACUACAAUGCUGUACAAGUCCUCAGAUGCAGCUCGAAGUCCUUUGCUCCGCAAGUAUCUGAUGAAGUUAACCCAACGAAUUGGGCUUACUGCUCUUCCUCAUCGUUUGCCUUCAUGGCGAUAUAUGGGAAGAGUUGCCAAACUGAAUGUUUCUUUGAAUACGUCCAAUAAAAUUGAUCAGUCCAAUUUAGGUGUGAACAGCCAUGAUUCCAACUCAAACGAAAUGUUAGACAGGGAGGAAGAUGAGGAUAUGGAUGUUCCAGAAAAUGUUGAAGAGAUUAUUGAGAUGUUGUUAUCUGGUUUGAAGGAUAUGGAUACUGUUGUCCGCUGGUCUGCAGCAAAAGGUAUUGGGCGCAUAAGUUCACAUCUUACAUCUUCCUUUUCUGAGGAGGUUUUAUCAUCAGUUUUGGAGCUGUUUUCACCUGGUGAGGGUGAUGGUUCAUGGCAUGGAGGCUGCUUAGCUUUGGCUGAACUUGCUCGUAGAGGCUUGCUCUUACCUGCUAGUCUUCCCAAAGUUGUUCCUGUGAUUGUGAAGGCACUACAUUAUGAUGUUCGAAGAGGUCCACACAGUGUUGGGUCUCAUGUACGCGAUGCUGCUGCAUAUGUAUGUUGGGCGUUUGGACGUGCAUAUUAUCAUACAGAUAUGAGGAGCAUCUUAAAAGAGUUUGCCCCACACCUCCUAACAGUGGCAUGCUAUGACCGUGAGGUUAACUGCAGAAGAGCAGCAGCUGCUGCUUUUCAAGAGAAUGUUGGAAGACAAGGGAAUUAUCCAAAUGGAAUUGACAUAGUGAAUACUGCAGAUUAUUUUUCACUUUCUUCGCGAGUAAACUCUUAUCUUCAUGUUGCUGUUUCCAUUGCUCAGUAUGAAGGAUAUCUUUUUCCAUUUGUGGAUGACCUGCUGGAUAGAAAAAUCUGUCACUGGGAUAAAAGCUUGCGAGAACUUGCGGCAGAGGCCCUUUCGUUUCUUGUAAAAUAUGACCCUCAGCAUUUUGCGAGCACUGUCAUGGAAAAGUUAAUUCCUUGUACUCUUUCAUCGGAUUUAUGCAUGCGCCAUGGUGCAACGUUGGCAACAGGAGAAAUUGUUUUAGCUUUACACCAAUGCAAUUUUGCUCUUCCCUCAGAUAAACAGAGAAGUCUUGCUGGCGUUGCUCCUGCUAUUGAGAAAGCACGGCUUUAUCGUGGAAAGGGAGGAGAGAUAAUGCGUGCAGCUGUUUCUCGAUUUAUUGAAUGCAUCUCCAUAUAUAAAGUGGUAUUAUCAGAAAAGAUAAAGAAAAGCCUACUUGAUACUCUUAAUGAGAAUUUGAGACAUCCUAAUUCUCAGAUACAGAAUGCAGCUGUCAAAGGCCUGAAACACUUUAUCCGUGCAUACUUGCAUGCUUCAGAUAAUAAAGGUAUAAGUGAUGUGACAGCAAAGUACCUCAGUAUGUUGACUGAUCCAAAUGUAGCUGUAAGGAGAGGAUCUGCAUUGGCAAUAGGUGUUUUGCCAUAUGAGUUAUUAGCCAGUCAAUGGAGAAAUGUGCUUUUGAAGCUUUGUGGCUCUUGUAAAAUUGAGGAAAACCCUGAAGACAGAGAUGCUGAAGCACGAGUAAAUGCUGUCAAAGGGCUCACAUUAGUGUGUGAAACAUUAAUUAAUGGAAGAGAAGAUACUGCUACCUCUUUUGUUGAGGAUGAUUUUUCCCUGUUUAUUCUGAUAAAGAAUGAGGUGAUGAUAAGUUUAUUUAAAGCUCUUGAUGAUUAUUCUGUUGAUAAUAGAGGUGAUGUAGGUUCUUGGGUUCGUGAGGCUGCAUUGGAUGGCCUAGAAAAAUGUACAUACAUGCUCUGUAAGAUAGACAAGUCAGUUUGUUUGUCUGGAAGAUCAGAUGGAAAUGAAAUUGAACCUAUUGCAUAUCCUUCGAUUGAUAGCAUGCUUAAGAACAACCGAGAGCUUUUUUUAUUCGAUGAAAAUCUUGCUACCAAUUUAGUUGGAGGAAUUUGUAAGCAAGCUGUGGAGAAGAUGGAUAAACUGAGAGAAGCAGCAGCAAAUGUUCUCUGCAGAAUUUUGUACAACCAGAUGAUUCAUAUUCCAUAUAUACCUUUCCGAGAAAAGUUAGAAGAAAUCAUUCCGAAGGAAGCAGAUGCACAAUGGGGUGUUCCUUCCUAUUCUUAUCCACGCUUUAUACAGUUUCUUCAAUUUGCUUGUUAUAGCAGAGAUGUGCUAUCAGGUUUAGUUAUAUCUAUUGGUGGGUUGCAAGAUUCUUUGAAGAGGGUAUCACUCUCGGCACUGUUAGAGUAUCUAGAAGGGGUUGAAUCUGAAGACCCUAGUACAAGAACAUCUAGGGUAUACAUGCUAUCUGCUGACAUCCUGUGGGUUCUCCAACAAUACAAGAAAUCUGACAGAGUUAUCGUACCCACCUUAAAGACCAUUGAGAUUCUGUUCAGCAAAAAGAUAUUCCUUAAUAUGGAGGCUCACACUCCGGCUUUUUGUGGUGCUGUUUUGGAUUCUCUGUCAUUUGAAUUGAAGGGAUCAAAAGACUUCUCUAAAUUGUAUGCUGGUAUUGCAAUACUUGGUUAUGUAGCUUCAGUUCAGGAACCUAUCAAUAUGAGGGCCUUUUCUCAACUUCUUAACUUUCUUGGUCAUCGUUACCCUAAGAUUCGAAAAGCUUCAGCUGAACAACUGUACCUUGUCCUCUUGGAAAAUGGGGAUCUUGUGGCUGAAGACAAGAUUGAUAAAGCACUUGAAAUUAUUUCUGAGACUUGCUGGGAUGGAGAUAUGGAUUCAGCUAAACACCAAAGAUUAAAAUUCUCUGAGAUUGUAGGUCUGGAGGUUGGGUCACUUGGCAACAAUAGUGAUGGAACAUCAAGGAAAACCAGCAGUAAGAAGCCUACAGACUUGGAUGAAAAUGCAUCAUAUUCCUCAUUAGUUGAGGCAUCCGGGUUCUAAUUUUUGUUGAUCCAAUCCCAGGUUUGCUGUUGUAUAAUGUAACUUGUUAUAGUUUAUAUGAAAUUUUCAUGUGCAUUGGUCAAUUUCCAAUCAUACUCGUGUCCUCAAUGAAUGUUAUGCAUUUACUAUAUUAAUUCUAAAGCAAUGGAGCAUUGAGGGAAGAAAUGAACGGUGAAGAUAGGAUUUGUGAGUUGCUUUUGUGUGUAGCCAAUAUUCUGUCUGUCUUUUGUUCUACUAAUGGUAGACUCCACACAGUUAUUGAAAUUUCAGAGUUAACAUUCCGUAUUGUGAUCAUUA
Messenger RNA from Glycine soja, 4221 nucleotides. RefSeq names its product tubulin-folding cofactor D-like. Bases 121 to 3924 code for a protein of 1267 amino acids. Gene Ontology annotation, biological process: tubulin complex assembly; microtubule cytoskeleton organization; post-chaperonin tubulin folding pathway. The record is from RefSeq and is a predicted model, not a curated record. The transcript is spliced from 17 exons. Gene Ontology annotation, molecular function: beta-tubulin binding; GTPase activator activity. Lineage: Eukaryota; Viridiplantae; Streptophyta; Magnoliopsida; Fabales; Fabaceae.